This is a messenger RNA of Octopus bimaculoides (California two-spot octopus), 4506 nucleotides long. RefSeq lists its product as uncharacterized. Lineage: Eukaryota; Metazoa; Mollusca; Cephalopoda; Octopoda; Octopodidae. Gene Ontology annotation, biological process: T cell receptor signaling pathway. Gene Ontology annotation, cellular component: cytoplasm; nucleus. The record is from RefSeq and is a predicted model, not a curated record.
ACAUAGGUAUGUGUAUGUUUAACCUUAUUUCUGUAUGUAUAUGACAUGUGUAAAUAUGCAUGUACGUAUGCAUGUGUGGGUGUGUGUAUCCGUGUUUGUCAUAGGCGGGAAUAUAUAAAAAUAUAUUUCUUAUACAUACAGAUAAUGAAAAUGUAAGGAUGUGAUUGCUAUAUGGGGUUUGGUUGUAAAAAUUCUCUAGGCCACUGCUGUCGCAAGUCAACCUGGCUAAUAGUUCGUCAGGUAGAUAGAUAGUUAUACAGGGUAGAGAAAUAGGCUGACGAGUAGGUUUGCCGGCUGACAAACACAAUACACCUGUGAAAAUAAGGCUAACACUUGUUGAUUAUUGCCGUAGCGGCCAUCCAUAGCGAGAGUUGUUCUGUCAGUCAGCUCUAACGUCAGGUACGGCAGGUGAACAAAAACACCUAAAAAAAGAGAACGAAAAAAAAAACUUGAUUAAAUAAGUGAAUACAAGAAAAAUGGCGGACUCGGAGGAGUCGUUACAAGACAACGAGCUGUUUACACUGAAAAGUUUCCUGGACAAUUUUGAUCUUCCACAAACUGUACUUGUUGUGUCGCCAGGUAACUGCCAGACGACUCCUGCUGUCGAAGAAGGUCAGUGGCUGCGUUUGUAUAAAACUGUUAUCCCCAGAGUGUUGUUGACACCUUGUAAGGCAGACGAUGACUGCGAGUGGGACACGCACUAUGAUCCGUCGGCCAAGACUCCGGUCACGGAUCACGACACAAUUGAAGUACCUAUAGACUAUCCAGCACGGUACGUUGUUCUUUCACCUCCACAUGACGAACAGGAGCCGGACGCGAUCUACGAGACGAUAAAUGAUUUAAUGAAGGUAUCACCGCCAUUAUUUAAAGCGAACUGUUCGUCGUGCUUCUCGCAACAGAGUUUCAUUGGAGAAAUACAGAAAAAUAAUUUUGAGGCUGGAGAUACAUUCAAGUUUCUGAAAAUCGUUCGCGAUGGAUAUUUCGGGAAAUAUUUACAAUGCCAACACCAAGACGGUCGUAUUAUGGAACUUCCAUGGUCAUGUAAGGGUGAUUUUUCUUACGUCGUUGAUUCGAAUACCACUUACACUGUGGAACAACUUCUGGAAGCGAAUCGCAUGCCCAGGUAUCUUUGGCAAGCUGAUGAAAUGGUUGAUCACAGUGAUUACCAAGACAGCAUCAUACGUGUGGGAGUUGAUUCCCCCUCAAAAGUAUUCACAGACGACCCAUUUUUCAACGACGAUUCGAUCGACAUGUCUGAAUCACAAUUCUCUAAUCAACGGAAUAGUUUUCGUUCUGCGAAAUUAUCUGGAAGGAAUAUUAUUUAUAUGGACAUUCCUGAGAUGUUUGUCCAGGUUUAUCACACUAGUGACCCUACUGAUAGUGUUGACGCUGAUCCCACACAGAAUGGCGAAUCAGACGUAAGGUGGCUCAUUCCUCUUAGCUCUGACAUGCUUGUUAAAUGUAUAUCCGUUCCAGAUUAUGAACAUCCCAAAAAUUACAAAGCUCGUCGUACAUUAUGGGAAGUGGCAUCGGAAUAUACUCGACCAUUAAUUUUCUUCCCAGUUCUAGCCCAAAUUGUAUCUUACCCCGACCUUCCUUCUGAAUUCGUCGCUUAUCUUAAACCAAAGUCACAAAUAGUUCUUCGAAGAGUGGAACAUAUCGAUAAAAUUCUUGCGCGAACGGAAGACAGAUUCUUCAUAAUUGGACCUAAUCUUUAUAAAAGUUUCUCUGCAUUACCACGGAGAUUUCGGAAUGUCUCUGAAUUAAGUAUUUGCAAGGCUGGCUGUGAACUGCAGGUAUUGGAAGAUGUGGCCACUGACUUUCCGAAACCAAUUAGUUUGAAUAAAGGUGAUAUCAUCCGAAUUCCAAACUUCCAGACCGUUGUCUAUAAAUUCGGAGGUGGCGAUUACAAAAUGGAAUGUAAAGUGUUAAGAUGUGAGAAACUAAAUUCUCGUGGAAAAUACGAGAAACUGAAGAUACCUGUGGAUUUAGAAAUUGAUUUAAUUGAAAUGAUUGCUAACGAAGAUAGAGAAAGAUGGUUCGUGUCCGAAUUAUUCUACCGUCGGCCAAAAUUACCACUGGAUGUAGAAGCCGGGGAUUUCUACCCGACAGUAAAUGCAAACACAGUGCUAACUUUAGAAAAUUUUGUUCGAGACUCAGUUGUGGUUGUGUCUAACACUCAAGAUAACCAAACAGAAUCGGCAUUUUCAAAUCAAGUGUGUAUUGAAAUUCCUAGUCGAUAUAAAAUGGUUCUAGAUCUUAAACAGGAUACUGUUAUGCCAACUGAUUUUACUUCUCCAAUUGAACGGAUAGCUUUGGAUGCUGAAGAAUUAUUUGAGGAAACGUAUUUUUAUAUGGAAACUUACCACCUCCGUUCUCAAAAUACCGACUGUUUGGGAGAAUCCAUUCAACGCCAAAUAUCUAUGAGUACAAGAUCUGUAUGGAGACGAGAUUUGAAUAUAGUACCACAGCUGUCCAACAUGAGGAGAUCUAUAUCAACAUUCAGCGUCAAUAAAGCAAGCAAAUUGCGGAAAAGCUUUUCACGGAUGCGCAAGAAAAAGCAAUAUCCAUCACAGGGUCUUAUAAGAUCAGAGGUCAGGAGGGCUGAAUCAGAUUUCAACAUUUAUGAAAAUAUCAGAAUCGACAAUCUUUCAACAACUCCAAUGCUAACUACUGCAUUAAUUUCUGCACCAACUCCUAUUCCAACUGCAUCACCUACUGCAUCAACUACUACACCGACUACUUCACCAGCUACUGCAUCAAAUGCAUCAACUACACCAACAGGUGACUAUCCUUCCCUUACAAACAGAACUUCCACCACACAGCCAAAUGUCUACAUCACAAGGACAUCAUCUGGCCAGAUUUCUGACACAGAAUCGAAUCCCUAUGAAGAUGUUGUGAUAAGAACACGAGAACAGCCAGUCAUCACGAAAAAAAAGCCAUCAAAAUUCAAGAACCCAUUCAAAUUUUUCAAAAAAUUCUCCAAGCGCAGUUGAAGCAGUUUUAUAGCUCAUAAUAUGGGCUUAUAAUGUGGUGACUUUUACCUGUUUCUUUUGCUCACAUCUUCAGUAGAGCAAUGUGCCUGCUAGAUCAAAGACUCCAGUAACAAUGAUUUUAUCAUGUAAGAACUCAACCUCAGACUCCUCUCUCUGUAUUUCUUUGAGUCUCUUCAUCUCCUUCUCUCUCUCUCUGUAUCUCUCUCUCUCCCUCUUUUCCUUUCUCAUUCCUUUUUUUUUUUUGGCCUCUCUUUAUGCUUUGUCUUCCUACACAUACAGAUUCAUAUACAUACAUGCACACACACAUACACACAUAAAUACAUUUACUCAGACACACCUUCAAUCAGUGAUGUCUCGAUGUCAGACAUUUAUUUCUUCUCCACUUGAAUAAUUGUAUGUUCUAAUCUUUUAUGUGCAACUUUAGUUGUAGAUUGUUAUGUAAAUAAUUGUUUGGAGAAGACAAGUGUCACUAUAUAUACAUGCCAUUUUUCUUGCUUCCCUUGAUGGUGCUGAGUGCAAUUUUUCCCCGCAAUGACAUUAAUCCAUUUCCAGCUGUAAGACUGCCAAAAAGGACUGGCAAGCAAGGAAGUCUUUAUUUUCUGGAAGUUUCCUGUUGUUCUUCCUCAAUCCAGAGCCCUGAAUUGAUUGUUAAACCCUUCCAUUUGUGCCACGGUCAGGUAAUGACCAUGGUAUAUGUUGCUGGCCAUAGAGAAUCCUACAAAGAAGACAGAAAUAAAAUGUCCAAACCUGUCCAAGUUAGUGUCUGUGAAAUGCGAACCCUCACAACUUCAUCUGGCAUUCAGAAAAAAGAAACCUUAAGUAGAAAAUACAAUGUGAAUAAAGUUUAUACUUUGCAACCACAUAUUGGGCUCUCCCAUUCUCAACUGUAUACACCAACAUAUCACAACUUUCUCUAUUAUCAUCUUCAUUAUCAUCAUUAUUGUCAUCAUCAUUAUUGUUAUCCUCCUAAUCAUCUUUUUUUCCCCCUACUAGCGUCAUUUGAACAAGUCCUUAAAAGAUCUUGGUACCUGCUGCAGUCUUUUGUCAUCUUGACACAUGCUGCAAAUAAAAAGAUUUGCUACAUUUUCUUUUGGCAUAGUUUUUAAAGCUGGACGCCCUUCCUGCCACCAUGCACAACUACUGUGUGUAUUAUGUGUAUUUUAUCCUGUCACCAAUACUAGGGAGGCUGUCUGUAGUAUGACUAAAGUGUUCAUUUUACCUCUAAUCAGUUUUCCUUACUGCUCUUUUAAACAGGUUACUUUUGUUGUAACUUGCUGUAGCUUACCAAGUUUGCAUCUCUUUUGAAAAACUUUUGAAAUUAUUACUGGAAUAAAUGCCCUCAAAUCAUCAGUCAGUGAUUUACCUUCUGAAAUUUGCGCUUUAAAAGAUAUAUAUAUAUAUAUAUAUAUAUAUUUAUAAGUGAAAUCGUGAUGGCACCUGUGCCCAGCGUCGCCUUCCUGGCACUUGUGCCGGUGGCACGUGUAAGACAUUUGAGCGAGAUUGUUGCCAG